Messenger RNA from Coregonus clupeaformis (lake whitefish), 849 nucleotides. Its product is annotated as pancreatic progenitor cell differentiation and proliferation factor. NCBI's taxonomy places the organism in Eukaryota, Metazoa, Chordata, Actinopteri, Salmoniformes, Salmonidae. The coding region runs from base 231 to 584 and encodes 117 amino acids. The record is from RefSeq and is a predicted model, not a curated record. Gene Ontology annotation, biological process: multicellular organism development; cell differentiation. The transcript has 4 exons.
CUUCAGUAGCCUGCCUAUUCCUACACUGACUACACCAUAAAGACCUUGAAGGGUCCUUUCCGAGAACAUACCCACAAAUGGGCAAUAAGAGUCAUUUAGCUUAAUUCACCGAGCCUUGCCAACCGACCCUCAUCCUCAAUCCUUUGUUGUUUUUCAACAUCAUCAAACGCCAAAUACAAAGGUUUCCCAUCUUCCAUCUUUGAGCGGUUUUGAAGGAAAGGUCGAAGAAAAUGGCAGCAAUUCCAUCCACCGGCUCUCUCAUUGCCACCCAUGAUUACUACAGAAGGCGCAUAGGAUCCACCUCUAGCAACAGCUCUUGUGGCAGUUCUGAGUACGCUGGCGAAGUCAUUCCACACCCCCCAGGUCUGCAGAGACAGGACUCUGGUCACUGGUGGUCUUCUUUCUUCUUCCCAAACAAACAGAACCAGCCUGGCAGCAUGGUUGGAUCUGAACAGAAGAGUGGAACAUACACGGUGAACAACUGUCAGGUGACUUGUAUUGCCAGGGAGAUGGUGUUGAAGAGGCAGCUCAGUGAAAGCAGCGACUCUGGGAAGAUGGAAAAUGGGAGCCCACCACCCUCCUAAUUCCAUCUUCUCUUCUCCCCAAACCCUUAUCCUCAACACCCAACAUCCCACUCCUCACCACCCCAUGGAGAUGGAGGCAGUGGAGACUACUUUUUUUUACCUUUUAGUGAUGGAGGCUGCUUUUCCUCCCGCUUUGUUUAUAAAUAAUAUAUGAUAUCUUUUUAUAAUAAAGACUAAAAAAGCACACAAAAAAAAAAAAAAAUCCCCAGUCUCUGUCUGAUAUCAUGCUUUUUGCUGUUAAAUAAAUCAAAGUUCUUGCAAUUAA